Messenger RNA from Pundamilia nyererei, 2642 nucleotides. It is a transcript of the gene slc35a5, whose product is annotated as solute carrier family 35 member A5. Bases 131 to 1408 code for a protein of 425 amino acids. The record is from RefSeq and is a predicted model, not a curated record. The transcript is spliced from 10 exons. Gene Ontology annotation, molecular function: pyrimidine nucleotide-sugar transmembrane transporter activity. Lineage: Eukaryota; Metazoa; Chordata; Actinopteri; Cichliformes; Cichlidae. Gene Ontology annotation, biological process: pyrimidine nucleotide-sugar transmembrane transport. Gene Ontology annotation, cellular component: Golgi membrane.
UGUGUUUUAACGCCUGCGCAGAUCAACCAGGAAGCGGUAGUGUUGGCGAAAUGCAAUCCCUCGGUUAUGUUUUGUACUAAAGAAGACUAACAGGCAGCAGGUUUGGCUGGAUCCAUUUCCAGUCGCAGCCAUGGCAUGCUGCCCCUUGUGCCCCAGGCUGUGCUCCCGCUCAUCAGCCUACACUCUUGCUCUCGGGCUAGGCUUUGUAACACUGGGGACCAGCCGCAUCCUACUUCUGAAAAUGUCUGCCAAUGCCGAAAACAAGUAUGACUUCCUCCCAGCAUCUGUAAAUCUGCUUGCCGAGGCUCUUAAACUGCUCUUCUGUCUGGUCAUGUCAGUCAGGGUCAUAGUCCGAGAGGGCCGAUCAUGCAGAGAUUUGGGUUGUGCCUCCAGCUCUUCCUUCCUCAGCUCCCUGAAGUGGGCCGUCCCUGCUUUCCUUUACUUUCUUGACAACCUCAUCAUCUUCUAUGUUAUGAGCUACCUGCAGCCCGCUAUGGCAGUGUUGUUCUCCAACUUUGUCAUCCUGACCACAGCUGUGCUCUUUAGAAUAGUUUUGAAGAGGCGCCUGUCUUGGGUUCAGUGGGCAGCGUUGGUUAUUCUCUUCCUGUCCAUCGUUUCCUUGACAACAGGAUCAGGAGGCAAGCAAAACUCAAUAGCUGUUCCCAGUCUUCACUCAAACCCACUUUCUAGCCCCUCCAACUCUUGCCUACUCUACACCCAGCUUCUGGAGGAGAUGAAGAACAGCAGUAUAUCAUGGGCAUCAACCCUGCCCGGCCAGGCCUGGAGGGACAAAGUAGUAUCGAAGCUUCAAUCUCUGGGUGUGGGUCACAUCCUGCUCAUCCUCCAGUGCUUCAUCUCUGCCAUGGCCAACAUAUACAAUGAGAAGAUUCUCAAAGAAGGAGAGCAGCUCACUGAAAGCAUCUUCAUACAGAACAGUAAACUGUAUGCCUUUGGUGUGGUGUUUAAUGGUCUGACUCUUGGGCUCAACAGCGAGGCACGAGGUCUCACCAUGCACUGUGGCCUCCUACAUGGACAUAACAUUUAUUCCCUGGGCUUGGUGCUGGUCACUGCUGCCCUGGGCUUAUCCGUGGCCUUCAUCUUAAAAUUCAGAGACAACAUGUUCCAUGUGCUGACUGGCCAGAUCACUACUGUUCUGGUCACAGGCCUCUCCCUCUUCCUCUUUGACUUCCACCCUUCGCUGGACUUCUUCUUCCAGGCACCCACAGUCCUGCUGGCCAUCUUUAUCUACAAUGCCAGCUGGCACAAGGACCUGGAAUAUAGCCUGCAGCGAGAGAAACUACGGGUCAUCAACGGGGAGGUGUUUGAGAGGUCAAGAGGGGACGGUGAGGAGCUCGAGCUCCUGACAAAGGCAAAUGCAGACAGUGAAUCUGAUGAAGAGUCCUUGUAGUAAUGAUAGAGCUAGAAGUAUCCAGAGGAUACUCUGCAUCUUUCCUGCUGCUGGUGUCGAACUGCACAAUUGACUGGAUGGAACAUGGUCACAGAUUGUCUGUGAAAGCAUUUAUUUGAACAGUGAUGAGCAGGUAAACGGUGAAAGAUACUGUUGCUAGAUUAUAUGAUAGACUCCUAGAAUUAAAAACAAACAAGGUGUUUAAUAACAGAAUUAGCAAAAUCUGUAUAUUUUGGAAACGUGCCUGUCUGUGGAUGACUGCUGUCAUUCAUAUGGGGGAAAGUACCAGCAACGCUGUUUGUUGGAAAAUAAGUGAUAAGUGAUACUUUUGGAUUCAUUAUGGAUUUCUUUUAUGCACAGUGUAUUUCUUUACAUGAUUCCUGUUGUACAUGCUGCUAUCUGACUGCUUGCUGGUGCUGGACGUCUAAGGACCAGAAACUGCAGUUUCAAGAUUGUUUUGAUAAUACAUUUGUUUGAAAUUGUAGUGAUUUUGAAUCUUUAUCCACACUAUGAUGAAUUCGGUUUGUAUUGUACUGUGGAAGAGGCAGUCCAACGCAAAUCCCCCCCCCUAAAUUUCAGUCUUCAUGAAACUCCACUCUUGUCCAUCAGCCUUGUUUCCACUCCGUUCUGCAGUCAUGAAUGGAUGUAGGAGCUCCUUUAACUGUCUGGACAUUUGCAGCUCAAAUAAUUUCACAUGGUGAUGAAUAGAACCACAAAGAGGACGCAGAGUUUUUAUCAAGGUGGAUAAAAGAAACUGUCUUUUAUUUUGUGAUCUCAAUUCUGGAAUCACAAAAGAAGAAACUCAACCAAAAGGAAAAAAGGAACAGAGGCAACUAUUAAGUCCAAAGUAAAAGGGGAAAGAAAGAAAAUACCACUCACAUUACUACGACAGGCAAAAAAAAGUUGUUUUUCAUUGUUGAAAAAAGGAAAGCAGAGCUGCAGCUUUUUAUAGGACCCCAAAUUUCCCCCAAAAUAAUAGGAGGCUUGCUAAAAUUUAGUACACCCGACAUUAGGUGGAAACAAAAAAUAUAAAUGAAUGUUUUAUACAUCUGGCACCUGGACUAUUAUUUUCAUUGGACUAUUGGUGUUUAUUUUCUGAGCCAGAAUAAGUGGUAUUGAUAUAAUUGCCACUAAUGCCUGACUUUCUGUCAGCACCACAAACUCCCUGCUUCUCUUACUUGGGGCUUGAAUAUUUUCUUGUUAAACUGUAAAAUAACAUUGUCUAAAGAUUGUU